AAACAGCCAAGUUCUUACUGACCAGGCUGACUCAAGCUUAUGGUACAUGUACGAAAGAGUUGGUGGGCGCGGCGAUGAGGUGUUCGUAGACGUAAACAUUUGUAUUAAAUCGCCCUAAAUGUUGUGAAUAUUGAUAUAAAAAAUGUUUUAUCCAAGUGCCUUACAUUUGUUACUUGCGUGCACAAUUAUAUCCACCUGUUUGGCGCUAGAGUGUUAUGUGUGUGAUAAUCAGGAAGAUAACAAGGGGAAAUGUGUGAAAUCAAUCAAAACUUGUGAGCAAGGUGAAGAUGUAUGCCUCACUGAAAUCAGAUGGGGCAGUAUACCCUACUUUAAUCAAGGAGCACAGAAACAGUACUUCAUAUCCAAGAGGUGUUCAACAAAGUCUCUCUGUGAGAGAUAUAGAGAGAGCAAUAUGCACCUGUGUACACAUAUUUGGUACGAAGAUUGGAAGUGUUCAGAGUGUUGCAAGGGUGACAGAUGCAACUAUUUUGUUAUUUCUGGGUCUGAUGCACACUCCAUAAGUGGUUUAGUGGGUGUAGUUUCUACAAUUGCCUUAAUUUUAUACAGAUAGAGUAUUUUGUAAUGUUUAUACAAAGCUAGACUUGAUCUUAUACAUUGAAAAUUAUUAGUACUUUUAUAGAACACAAAUCUUAGGAAUAUCCGUCCCUUAAAUUUACAAAUGUUUUUUAAUAAUUUUUUUAAACUAGUAUUAUUAAAAGUAUGUAAUGAAAUAUUAUGAUAAUUCGAUUCUAUUACUGAUGUAUAUUUCAUGACUUAUUGUACUAUGAAUUUCCGUCCAUUUAUUGUACAAAUUUGUAUGUUUCAUCACACUGACACGAAAAUAUACGGCAGAGUUUUGCUUUUAUAAAAUA
Messenger RNA from Dalotia coriaria, 872 nucleotides. It is a transcript of the gene cold, whose product is annotated as coiled. The transcript is spliced from 3 exons. Bases 143 to 571 code for a protein of 142 amino acids. NCBI's taxonomy places the organism in Eukaryota, Metazoa, Arthropoda, Insecta, Coleoptera, Staphylinidae. The record is from RefSeq and is a predicted model, not a curated record.